UAUUAGUACUUAUUUAACCAAGUAUCACUCAUCUAAAAUGGCUCGCACUAAGCAGACUGCCCGCAAGUCCACCGGCGGCAAGGCGCCCCGCAAGCAGCUGGCCACCAAGGCCGCUCGUAAGACCCCCGCCACCGGCGGUGUGAAGAAGCCUCAUCGCUACCGCCCCGGUACCGUGGCGCUGCGCGAGAUCCGCAAGUACCAGAAGUCGACGGAGCUGCUGAUCCGCAAGCUGCCGUUCCAGCGCCUGGUGCGUGAGAUUGCCCAGGACUUCAAGACCGACCUGCGCUUCCAGAGCCAGGCCGUGCUGGCGCUGCAGGAGGCCGCCGAGGCCUACCUGGUGGGCCUGUUCGAGGACACCAACCUGUGCGCCAUCCACGCCAAGCGCGUGACCAUCAUGCCCAAGGACAUCCAGCUGGCCCGCCGCAUCCGUGGCGAGCGCGCUUAAGCGUCCUGCCGUCUGGGCCUACGGCCUGGGCUGCUCUUUCCCCAAAAACUCGGUGUUUCUCAACACCACCUGUACAAUGCGACGGUGUCUUUGUGUUCACGAAUGCGAUCUGGGGAGGGUGUGGACGUCCGUGCCCCAUGCGUGGUCAUAAUUGGGGUCAGGGUGCAAGGGUGGUAUACGCGCUCCCGGGUUGCGCACGAUGGUUGUGCACAACAGUCUGUGUGUGUUUGAACCUGCCGCACGGAAUACCGUAAGCGCAAGGAACAGGGUCUAUGCAAGAUGGAGCGCAGGCUCGGCUUGUCCGGUUGCUUUGAGAGCUCGUGCACCUGGCGUUGCCAAGGUUGGGUGUUUGUUGCAGCUGUGCGGCCUACCUACCUGCCC
Molecule: messenger RNA, 826 nt
Organism: Chlamydomonas reinhardtii
Lineage: Eukaryota; Viridiplantae; Chlorophyta; Chlorophyceae; Chlamydomonadales; Chlamydomonadaceae
Exons: 1
Coding region: 38-445 (135 amino acids)
Cellular component (GO): nucleosome
Molecular function (GO): protein heterodimerization activity; structural constituent of chromatin; DNA binding
Source: RefSeq, a predicted model, not a curated record